This is a messenger RNA of Malassezia restricta, 1563 nucleotides long. RefSeq names its product zinc finger protein, GATA type. Gene Ontology annotation, molecular function: RNA polymerase II cis-regulatory region sequence-specific DNA binding; DNA-binding transcription factor activity, RNA polymerase II-specific; zinc ion binding. The record is from RefSeq and is a predicted model, not a curated record. The coding region runs from base 1 to 1563 and encodes 520 amino acids. The transcript is spliced from 3 exons. Gene Ontology annotation, biological process: positive regulation of transcription by RNA polymerase II; negative regulation of transcription by RNA polymerase II. NCBI's taxonomy places the organism in Eukaryota, Fungi, Basidiomycota, Malasseziomycetes, Malasseziales, Malasseziaceae.
AUGGCGCCCAAGCUGAAAAUUGCGGUGGGUGACGAUACGUCCUUCACGAAAGAGCAAAAUCCGUUUACUAUCAUGAAAAAUGUACAGCUGCUUUCGCGCCUUCAUGGGAUACUUGAAAUGUCUGAGCGUUUAGAGAAUGCAUCUUGGCGUCUCUGGCACACGCAAUAUGAAAAACAAAGGAAGAGUCAAAGCACAUCAAAAAGAUGGAUAGAAUUCCAGAAACUCCCAUCUUUGUCUUUUCCCUCACCUUCUGACCCUCUUUCAUCCUCGACGAUACCCAUUACUCAUGGUUCCAUGGAUGUUCCCCAGUUGGCUCUUUCUGCGUUUGCGGAAAAAUGCAAUUCGCAAAAAUUAGAUAUGCCCACAAUGUGUGAAUCAACUAAUCUUUUACAACAAAGGGUGCAUGAAUACCCUCAUGUUUCACAAUCGAUACCUGAUUCUGUGCCAAUAAAACAACAUUUGUCUUCUGCGGACUUGCUUCAGCUGAACCCUUUCGAAAGUACCACACAGGUAUGUGGCAUGCAGGGAUGCAACGUAUACGCAGGUCAAGACUUGCUUAUGCAGGCAUUGGCCAGUGCGUCAUCUGAACUUUCAGGUGAAGCACCGAUAGGCACCCUCAUGAACAAGGACCCGCUGACGGAAAACGAACCGACCCAUACCACCUUUGUGUCCAAACCAUCUGACGAAAGAAAUGCAUGGAAAGAGAAAAAUGCAAAAUUGAAUCCUGAAGCAUCUACAGAGAAACCUAACGUCGAUGUUGAACCAGAAGAGCUACCCAUCUGCAGUAAUUGUGGUACAAAUAAUACGCCUUUGUGGCGCAGGAAUCAUAAUACUCUCUUGCUCUGUAAUGCGUGCGGCCUUUAUUUAAAAAUUCACAAAACGCACCGACCGUUAAUGCUAAAAAAGCGCCAUCAGUCAGGCAACAGCUCACGGACACACUCACGGGAGGGUUGUUAUGGCCCGGCAAGCACAGGUUGCACGAACUGUGGUACAAAAGUCACACCACUAUGGCGCAAAGGGCUAGGAGGUGCUUUGUUGUGCAAUGCAUGUGGACUGUACUUAAAAUUGCACCAUGUAAACCGACCGGUCCGAUACCGUGCGGAUUUUAUUCGCAAACGUUCACGCUUCGAUCACAAAGAAAAACAGAGUCAACCAGAUUCUCCCGUGGCACAUAUCGAAUCCCUUGGGUCAUUAAAUGACCAUGUGAAUCAUUCCUAUGGUCAAACCUGGCCUAGUUCUUCACCAUCUUUGCAGGGACUGGACUCGAAUGACUAUUCCAUUGUUGCGCCUUGCCCCGACCGUUGUGAUUCUGUCUCUGAAGCCAAGCUUGUGCUUAACAUGUCCGAAGAAUUGUUGUCCUCGCCUGUAUCUAUCGAAUGCUGUGCAUCAGAAAAUUGCACCGGUCCUGUGUUAUUAAACGACCCUUCACUCUUCGAGUAUUCUAAUCAAGAUGCUCGCAUGGUGGACCUCGACUUGCUCGCUAUGGACAACGACGCGCUGAUGUCUCCGGCGCUACCUGACUCGGAUAAGCAUUCGUUGUGGCCUGUAUACCCUCCCUUGUAG